This is a messenger RNA of Dunckerocampus dactyliophorus (ringed pipefish), 978 nucleotides long. Its product is annotated as trace amine-associated receptor 1-like. NCBI's taxonomy places the organism in Eukaryota, Metazoa, Chordata, Actinopteri, Syngnathiformes, Syngnathidae. Gene Ontology annotation, biological process: G protein-coupled receptor signaling pathway. The transcript has a single exon. Gene Ontology annotation, molecular function: trace-amine receptor activity. The coding region runs from base 1 to 978 and encodes 325 amino acids. The record is from RefSeq and is a predicted model, not a curated record. Gene Ontology annotation, cellular component: membrane.
AUGGAAGCUGAUUUGCUUGUUAAUGCUACUGGCAACAUUAACGCAGUGCAUCCUUGUUAUGAAGCAGAUAACGCAUCCUACAUAUUCGCAAGGAGCCCUUCGAUAACAUGCGUCGUGGCAUAUUGUGUUCUUGGUUUACUGUCCGUCGCUACAAUAUGCGGGAACCUCCUCGUGAUCAUCUCCGUCGUUUACUUCAAACAGCUUCACACUCCGACUAACUAUCUUAUUUUAUCUCUUUCUGCGGCUGACCUACUUGUUGGUGUUUUAGUCUUUCCUUUCAGUAUGGCCUUUACUGUCACCUCAUGUCUUUAUCGUGAGGAUGUCAUCUGUCAGAUACGAGACAGCUUUGACAUAUCGCUGUGCACAUCAUCUAUUUUAAAUUUAUGUUGCAUUUCUAUUGACAGAUAUUACGCCGUGUGUCAGCCUUUAAGAUAUAGAUCGAAAAUAAAUGUUCAAGUCGCUUUGACGAUGAUUCUAGUUUGCUGGGGUGUUUCUGUUAUGAUUGCGCUCGGUAUCAUAAUUGCAGGAUUUAGCCAAGGAACCUGUGGGGAAAUGUGCUCUGUGGAUGUCGUAUUAGCCAACAUUAUGGGACCGAUUUUCUCGUUUUACCUCCCUGCCGUCAUUAUGAUCUGCAUCUACUUGAAGAUUUUCUUGGUCGCUCAGAAGCAGGUGAACAGCAUCCAGAGUGCAAAGUCUGUGAGCAAACUGGAGAGAAAAGCCACCAAAACCUUGGCUGUCGUGAUGGGAGUGUUUCUGUUAUGUUUAUCCCCGUACUUCUUUUGUGUGGUUUUUCAGCCGUUAUUCCACCAUCUCCCAUCGAUCCCUGUGAUUGAAGCACUGAAUUGGCUCACAUUAUCCAAUUCGAUGCUGAAUCCAUUUAUUUACGCUUUCUUUUACAACUGGUUCCGCUCUGCUUUCAAAAUGAUAAUAACCGGGAAAAUAUUUCAAGGGGACUUUGCGGACACAAAUUUCAUUUAA